AAACUGUCAAGUGAUCACGGUUCGAGUGUCCUUACAGUACUCUCGUCUUUGUUUGACAAAUUUUAUGCAUGUCUUUUCUUAGGAGAGGGAACGUCUAGUCUGGGAACAACGACAAUGUGUUUCCCGACACCACCCCUGUAGGGCUGUUAUUAGUCCGUUCACUCGUUCUCAUUUCACAGCUUCCUUCCUUUUGUAACGCCUGUUGGAUUUUGCUGAUCGCGAGGAAAGGCAUUUGUGAGGAUAAUGUUUUGUAUCUGAGUUUCUAAUUUUAAGAGACAGGAUGCCAUUGGGGAAUCAAGCAGUACCAAGCACGUUUUCAUUUGAAAGUGUUCAAGAUGUGAAAGUUGUGGAGUUUUGUCCAUUUGACACCGCAGCAGGUCUUAUUACUUAUGGUGGUGACGACAGAGUAGCUUUGGGCAUGUGUCUUUUCCAAGAAGAGGCUCAAGAUAGCCAUCUUCCUGUCUUGCAGUUUCAGCACAUCACAGAUUUUCACCACGGUACAAGUGUUCAUUCUAUUGCUUGGUCUCCUAACACGAACGUCCAACAUUUACCUUAUUCUUUUCAGUUUUGUACAGCUGGAGAUGACAGAAAGCUUCGCUAUUUUGUAUCUGAUGGUAGGAGUUCAUCAUCAGUAACAGUUUUGGAAGGACAUCUAAGUUACAUCAAUGACUGUGUCAUUGAACCAAUUUCUGGUCUUGAUGUUGCUAGUGUCAGUGAUGAUCAUACUUGUCGUUUAUGGGAUCUGGAGACUGGAACACAAAAAACUUCCAUUCCUCUUGGCUCAGCAGGAGUUAGUGUUAAGUGGAAUCCCAGUGAACCAAACAAGCUUAUGGUAGCAGAAAAGAAUGGAAUUAUAAGAUUUUAUGACCUGGUCAGUCAACAACCCAUCAUGUCACUCAGUGCUGGACAAGUGCCCCUGAUCUCAGCCGACUGGUGUAAAACUAAUGCGUUAAAAGUUGGCGCAGUUGCUAGUGAUGACUGGCUUAUAUGGGAUAUGUCCAAAUCAAGUUUACCCGAGGUUACAGACCAGGCUCAUUCAAAAGGAGUGUGCAAAUUUAGGUGGUCAAAUGUUCACGAGAAUUUUUUUGCCACAACUGGUCGUCCUGGGAACUACAUCAAUGUCUACCACAUGGAACACCGCAAGAUGCCAGUCUCAUGUCAGAUGCAGACUGGAGGAGGUCUUUCUUGGCACCCUUCACUGCCCCUGUGUGCAACAGGUGGAGGAAACAAGGUUCACUUGUGGUUCUUAGAAGUGUAACAAGGCGUGGAUUUAUCACCAAGGAGAAGAGAAACAAACAUUAUCAGUGUACAGUUAUCUGUAAAGAUCAACCAUUUUAGUGACAUGCCUCCCUCUAAUAUAUCUCAGUUAGAGCAUGGCUGUUUGAUCUGCUAUGGAGAGGGAAUGUUACACUGUAUACCUUGGCUGUUCUUUUCAGGAAUUACUAUUCAUGAAGCAAAUUUACAAGGAAUUUCUCUUUUAAAAUAUUAUUGACCAAGAUCCUGUGUUGACCACACUUGUUCAUUUAGCAUGAGUGGAUAUUGAACGGUCGAGUAUUUGCCUGUUUAUGGUCCUUGACUGCAUCCCAGUCUAAACACCUACAGAAAAGAAUUUGGCCAAUAUCCAGCCAUCUUGACCUCAUGCUUAGUCAAUAGCCUAUAUACAUGUUUUCCAUGAGACAAACAUUGACGAAUACUAGAUAUUUUUAUCACUGCACACCACAUUAAUUAUUUGUGUUGGACAAAAUGUUUGAUAUGGUCACUGUAAUCACUUAGCAUAACCCACUGACUAUUAGGUAGAUGUGUGACCUGAUGGGAUACACAGGAACUCUAACAUUAUUGAGACAUGUUAUUGGGAACUGGGCAAACUUUGAAUGGCUGAGAAUAAAUUUUUAUAUUUGAUGAAGUUCCUGA
Orbicella faveolata is the source of this 1911-nucleotide messenger RNA. Its product is annotated as nucleoporin Nup37-like. Gene Ontology annotation, cellular component: nuclear pore outer ring. Gene Ontology annotation, molecular function: protein binding. The record is from RefSeq and is a predicted model, not a curated record. NCBI's taxonomy places the organism in Eukaryota, Metazoa, Cnidaria, Anthozoa, Scleractinia, Merulinidae.